Messenger RNA from Acytostelium subglobosum LB1, 417 nucleotides. RefSeq lists its product as hypothetical. The coding region runs from base 1 to 417 and encodes 138 amino acids. Gene Ontology annotation, molecular function: heme binding. The transcript is spliced from 2 exons. Gene Ontology annotation, cellular component: membrane; intracellular membrane-bounded organelle. NCBI's taxonomy places the organism in Eukaryota, Evosea, Eumycetozoa, Acytosteliales, Acytosteliaceae. The record is from RefSeq and is a predicted model, not a curated record.
AUGACCACCCAAACCGAGAAGACAUUCAACUUGGAGGAGAUCAAGAAGCACAACUCCCUCAAGGAUCUUUGGAUCAUUUACAACAAUGACGUAUAUGACAUCACCAAGUUCGUUGAGGACCACCCAGGUGGUGAGGAGGUGUUGAAAGCCAACGCAGGUAUCGAUGGAACUCAAGAGUUUGACGAUGUAGGACACAGUGACUCUGCCAAGAGCAAGAUGAAGCAAUAUAGAAUCGGUCGUGUUGCCGGUGCCCCAGCAAGAGAGGUAGAGAAGCCAAAGACCAAGAAGCCAAUGGCCACUGCUCCAGUCGCCACAGUGAAGCCAGCCGAGGGUGGACUUGGCCUGUUGAAGAUCCCUCUGAUCUUUGUAGUGUUGGCAAUCGUUGCUUACCUCUUCCUUGGUAAUGCCGAGAACUAA